AUGAGCUUUCUGACGGAUCUCUUUCUCGCACUUAUCGCUCUGACAUCUACGAUCCUCAUCUUGAUGUUGGCGUACCUCGCCAUCCGUCUCACCAAUCAAAACAAGAAGAAGACCAGUCGACAACCAACAUUCAAGCCCGCUCUACUUGAUCUCGAAUCUGGUCGAGAGUCCCGUCUCUCACAUCGCCUCUCACGGCAGCAAAUACAACAGGAGCACUACGAAGACCUACAGCAACGCUACUCGUCCGUACCGCCAUCACCAUCAAUCGAAUUACUCCCCGAGAUCAAGACUAGUGCAAGCGACGACAGAGCGAGCGAGUGGUUGGAAUGCGGAGUUACGGAUGAAGGCAUCAAUGUGGUUCAUGGGGACUUGGGACAGAAGAAACCGGAGAUACAGCAGGCGAUGGUGGUGAGGCCAAAGAAACAGUUGAGGUGGGAGUGGAGAGAUGAGAAAGUGGAUAGUGGCGCCGUGCCGAAGAAAUCUAGAGUUAUUGAAAGGACGGAUAAGGAUGGGAUCGUGUGCGGGGAGUAUCGGACGGAAUGA
This is a messenger RNA of Alternaria rosae, 543 nucleotides long. RefSeq lists its product as uncharacterized. Lineage: Eukaryota; Fungi; Ascomycota; Dothideomycetes; Pleosporales; Pleosporaceae. The transcript has a single exon. The record is from RefSeq and is a predicted model, not a curated record. Bases 1 to 543 code for a protein of 180 amino acids.